UCAUUUGAGAGUGAGUAGAGUGAGUAGUGAGUAGAGUAAGCAACAGAAGAAUGGGGAGCAUGAGCAUAAGCAUAAGCAGCAUCACCCCCACCAGCACCACCAUCUGGUCCCCCCCAGCAAGAAGAACCACCUUCUCUACCCUUCUCCUCCCAAAACCCCAUUCUCUAGCUCUCACCCCUCGCAUUUCCAAAUCCAACAUUCCCAGAUCCUCCCGCACUUCUUCCUCCUCCUCCACCCUCUCCCCCCUCAACCUCAAGUCACGCCUCCGCAACGGCGAAACCCUCUACGGCCUCUUCCUCCUCUCCUUCUCCCCCACCCUCGCAGAGAUCGCCGCCCUCGCCGGCUACGACUUCGUGGUCGUCGACAUGGAGCACGGCCCCGCCGCCACCGCCCACGCCCUCCCCUGCCUCCACGCCCUCGCCGCCGCCAACACCGCCGCCAUCCUCCGCCUCCCGGACUCCUCCCCCACCUGGGCCAAGAAAGCCCUCGACCUGGGCCCCCAGGGCCUCAUGUUCCCCAUGAUCGACACCCCCGAGUCCGCCCGCCUGGCCGUCUCCUCCUGCCGCUUCCCCCCCUCCGGGGUCCGCGGCGCCGCCCACCCCAUCGUCCGCGCCUCCAAGUACGGCCUCGACGAGGGCUACCUCGGCAGCUACCUGGACGAGCUUCUGGUGAUGUGCCAGGUGGAGUCCCAGGAGGGCGUGCGCAACGCGCGAGAGAUCGCGGCCGUUGACGGCGUGGACUGCGUGCAGAUGGGGCCCUUGGAUCUCAGCGCCAGCUUGGGCUACCUGUGGGACCCCGGGAAUAAGAGAGUCAAGGAGACUCUCUGGGAGGCCGAGAGGAAGGUCUUGGAGACCCGAAACCACGACGUUGCGCCUGCCGGUGGGGCCUACCUCGCCGGCUUCGCCACGCCCUACGACGGGCCCAGGGAUAUGAGGUCGCGUGGGUAUCACAUGGUCAGUGGCGCCGUCGAUGUGGGGCUCUUUCGCAAUGCGGCCCUCGAGGAUGUCAUGCGUUUCAAGAUGGAUGGUUCUGAGAGUGACCAGGGAGAGGAUAAAGAGGGUGAUGAGAAGUACUGGAGUGAAUGAAUUAAUCCGAGAGGUUUUUUUUUUAAUUAAAUUUGGAUUUUUUGUAAAUCACGUGAUGUAGUUCGUUGAUGUGCUUUUAAUCUUUUGAAUGAAAUCGACUCUUUGAUCGCAA
Cajanus cajan (pigeon pea) is the source of this 1197-nucleotide messenger RNA. RefSeq lists its product as uncharacterized. Gene Ontology annotation, molecular function: aldehyde-lyase activity. Gene Ontology annotation, cellular component: cytoplasm. The record is from RefSeq and is a predicted model, not a curated record. Lineage: Eukaryota; Viridiplantae; Streptophyta; Magnoliopsida; Fabales; Fabaceae.